Messenger RNA from Sinocyclocheilus rhinocerous, 2021 nucleotides. RefSeq names its product TOX high mobility group box family member 2-like. The transcript is spliced from 6 exons. The record is from RefSeq and is a predicted model, not a curated record. Gene Ontology annotation, molecular function: chromatin DNA binding. Bases 1 to 951 code for a protein of 316 amino acids. Lineage: Eukaryota; Metazoa; Chordata; Actinopteri; Cypriniformes; Cyprinidae. Gene Ontology annotation, cellular component: nucleus. Gene Ontology annotation, biological process: regulation of transcription by RNA polymerase II.
AUGGACCCCGAGUCCGGCUACCUGUGUCCCUCCAUCCCUCACAACGGCCUGAUCAACCCGUACUCGUACCCCGAGCUGCCCGCCCUCAUGAUGUCCAACAUGCUCGCCCAGGACGGGCACCUGCUAUCCAGCCACAUGCCCUCGAUGCCGGUGUUUGCGGGGCAAUUGGGCGGUCAUUACCCCCGCGCCCACCACAGCCCCAUGCUAAACCCAUCUGCCCGGAUACUGCCCCACCCCAUGAGCGCCCUGUCCCAGCUCAGCUCUCAGAUUGGCCAAGGCUCCUUUACACACGGUUCCCCGUCAUCGUCAGGAAGUCAGUCAGCCACACCCUCCCCCUCAAGCUCCGCCCAGGAAGAGGAAGCAAAGUACCACUCAAAGACCUACAGUGACCCAGUGGAGAGCAAAAGCGCCCAGUCUAGUCAGGCAUCGUCACACAUGAUGCCCCCCAACGCCCCCCUAGCUAUGCAGCGGGGGCUCCCAGACACGUCCUCCCCGUACCUGGGCCCCAGCCCCUUCCCCCUCUCGGACCUCCAGAGCUACGCGGUGGGGGCUCCCAGACACGGCCUGCCCCGUUCUGCCAUGCUGCCCGCGCUCAGUGCCUCCCCCCCAGCGUCCUUCCAGAUCAGCCCUCCCCUCCACCAGCAGCUCUCUCUGCACCAGGGCUCCCUCCUCAACCAGCCAAUCCGCAUGCAGCAAGUCCAGUCGCAGCCAAUCAUCUCUCACCAGAUGGGCCUCCAGGCUCCGCUGCACUCCCCACCCCCAGGACAGCAGGGAUUCUCUCACUUACAGUCCGAGUAUCAGAAGAGCGUGGGGGGGUCUCAGUCUCCAGGGGCUCCGAACCCAGCGGGCCAGAACCCCGACUGGGACAGCGAGUACUGCAACCGGGAAUGCGGCGGAAACCACUGCAGUGGCAGUAUGAUAGGCAGGGAUAAGCCACUCUACCUCACUUGAAGCAAAACAAGGAGAACGGAAAGAGAAAAGAUGAAACAACACCAGGGAGUCCCCCGCACCUCUCCACCCUUCCCAGACAUCAUCAGUUUCCCUCAGUGUCAUUUUUCAUUCGUUUUUAGAAGGAUGUGUGUGUGAAGACUACUAGUGAUCCUUUCAUUUUUGCCAAGCACUUAAAAAAUGUACAGGCCUCUCCGCCAGAGACCUCAGAGAGCACUCACCCCGUCUCUGAAUAAAUUUAAAAGAAAACGACAAAAAAAGAUGUAUAUAACAAAAACGAAAAGGAAAAAAAUAAAAAUAAAGCAAACUACCAUUAAACUGGCCCUCAGGGCAAAUGAGCUUUAACUAAAACAGAGGAAAACUCUCCUCGUAGUUUCUCAGUUACCUUCCCUCUGGUCUCAUUUUUAUUUUAUUAGAAUUUUUUUGUUUUGCUGUUGUACUUUUAUUUAUUUCCUGCUUGCUACAUAGCGCUUCUUUUGGCCAACAGGUCCUUUACUUUAGAGAAAAUACUCUUCUGAGGGCGAUACGUUGCUGUUCAACUAAUGCUCUUUGAAUUUUAGGCAAAAAAAUAGUCAAGAAAAAAGAAAUACGCAAAUGGGAAAAUUGAUAAAUACAACUUCUUUUUGUAAUUUUAAAGACCCGUGUAGGUCUUUGUUGAUCUGUCACAGUGUGAUUGUAAAUAUCACUUUUUUGGGGGUCAAAUAGGGAAGAUGAAGUCCAGAUAUUUUUUCUUCUUUAAUAUGACUUAUAAUUCAUUGAUUUGUAUUUUAAAUGGUAUUUUGUGAAUGCGUGCCGGUAUGAAUGAGCGUGUGUGAGUGUAUUUGUGCGUUGUGUAACUGAACAGCCUGUGCAGGUGAUAUCAGAAGAGUGUUUCCAAACGUACACAAUCUUGCAUUAAAAUCUGUGCUCACUGGUGUGAUUUCCCAAAAAAAGAUCUAUGGCAAAAACCAUGACAGACUGCAUGACCUGGCUCUCCAUUUAUGCUCCCCGAUUCAUCAGAGCCUCAUUUCUGAUUUUGAAGCACGACUGUAUGGAAGUCUGUUUCCACCACUGAAUACAAAAUAAAAAAUGUA